CAUCUCUGCCCGCACAACAGUCCUUACGUCUGUGCACACCUAGGACGGAGAAGCGACAUCCCCGGGCACACCUAGGACGGAGAAGCGACAUCCCCGGCAGCCGGCGUUGGGUGGUUCUUGUGGCCCGCUUGCGUUCUAGCGAGGAUUUUGGACGCCAGGCUGCUUUUCCCACAAGCCACCGCGGCCGUGGCUACUCAAGCUUGAACUACAUUUCCCAGAGGGCAACGAGCACACUCAAUCUAUGGCUUCCCGUCCACUUUCGCGUGGUUCUUGUGCAUUGCAAGCUCUGGAUGUUCUUUGUUCUCCCUUAGAGGAGCCUCAAGGAGGACUUAUCUGUUUCUGCAGAUGUAAAACCAUGCUCUGGAUUCUCUGGAGUUUUAAUUUUUCCAGCAGUGGAACACCAAGGGGGACUGAUCAGGCCUUCCAUUUCUAAAACCAUGACCUGUUUUCAGGAAUUAGUGACAUUCAGGGAUGUGGCCAUCGACUUCUCUCAGCAGGAGUGGGAAUACCUGGACUCUAUUCAGAGGGACUUGUACAGGGAUGUGAUGUUGGAGAACUACAGGAACCUGGUCUCACUGGGACAUUCCAUUUCUAAGCCAGAUGUGGUUGACUUACUGGAACAAGGAAAAGAGCCCUGGAUGAUUCUGAGGGAAGAAACACAAAGGUGGUACACAGAUUUGGAUUUACAGUAUGAGAUAAUCAGCUAUGUAGAAAUGCCCACAUAUGAAAAACAUGUAUCUUCUACACGACAUGAGAACAUAAGUAACAGAGAGAAACUCUAUGACUGUAAGAAAUGUCAGAAGAACUUUCGUAGUGGCUAUCAACUUACUCUACAUCAAAGAUUUCAUACUGGUGAGAAACCCUAUGAAUGUGCAGAAUGUGGGAAGAACUUUAAAAGUGGCUAUCAACUUACUGUACAUCAGAGACUUCAUACUGGUGAGAAAACCUAUGAAUGUAGGGAAUGUGGGAAGGCCUUUAUUUAUGCCUCGCACAUCGUUCAACACGAGAGAAUUCACACUGGUGGGAAGCCUUAUGGAUGUCUGGAAUGUGGGAAGGCCUUUAGUCAAGGUGGACACCUUAGAAUUCAUCAGAGAAUUCAUACUGGUGAAAAACCCUAUAUAUGUGAGGAAUGUGGGAAGGCUUUUAGUAGGCGCUCAAAUCUUGUUGAACAUGGGCAAAUUCAUACUGGUGAGAAACCAUAUGUAUGUGAGAAAUGUGGAAAGUCCUUUAGAAGAGGUCAUCAACUUAGUGUACAUCGAAGUGUUCAUACUGGUAAAAAGCCAUAUGAAUGCAAAGAAUGUGGGAAGGGCUAUACCACUGCCUCAUACCUUAUUCUGCAUCAGAGAAUUCAUAAAGGUGGGAAACCAUAUGAAUGUAAGGAGUGUAAAAAAACCUUUACUUUAUAUAGAAAUCUUACUCGACAUCAGAAUAUUCAUACCGGUGAGAAACUUUAUGAAUGUAGGCAGUGUGGGAAGGCCUAUACUACUGGUUCAAAACUUGUUCAACAUCAGAAAACUCAUACUGGUGAAAAACCCUAUGAAUGUAAGGAAUGUGGAAAGGCCUUUAGCUUGUAUGGAUACCUUAAUCAACAUCAGAAAAUUCAUAUUGGUGUGAAAUGCUUUGAAUGUAAGGAGUGUAAGAAAACCUUUACUUUGUAUAGAAAUCUUACUCGACACCAGAGUAUUCAUACUGGUAAGAAACUUUUUGAAUGUCAGGAAUGUGGGAAGGUCUAUAGUACUGGCUCAAACCUUGUUCAACAUCAGAAAACUCAUACUGGUGAGAAACCCUUUGAAUGUAAGGAAUGUGGAAAGACCUUUAGCUUGCAUGGAUAUCUCAAUCAACAUCAGAAAAUUCAUACUGGUGUGAAGCCCUAUGAAUGUAAAGUAUGUAGUAAAACUUUUACUUUCUAUAGGAAUCUUACUCUACAUCAAAGUAUUCAUACUGAUGAGAAACCUUUUGAAUGUAAGGAUUGUGGGAAGGCUUUCAGACGUAGUUCACACCUUACUGCACAUCAGAGUAUUCAUGCUGAUAAAAAACCUUAUGAAUGUAAAGAAUGUGGGAAGGCCUUUAAAAUGUAUGGAUACCUUACACAACAUCAGAAAAUUCACACUGGUGGAAAACCUUAUGAAUGUAAGGAAUGUGGGAAGGCCUUUAGUCGUGCUUCAAACCUUGUUCAACAUGAGAGAAUUCAUACUGGUGAGAAACCCUAUGUGUGUAAGCAGUGUGGGAAGGCCUUCAGAUAUGGUGCAGCCCUUAAAGCACAUCAGGGAAUUCAUAUGAGUGUAAAAGUCUAAGAAGAUAAGGAAUGCGAGAAUGCCUUUAGGCAUGGCCAAACUUUUUCAACAUCAGACAAUUCACAUUGGUGAGAAAUUAUUGAAUAUUAGUCACACAGGUAUUUAUAAUGCAGUUAUGAAUUAGACAGCAUACAAUGUCAGCCCUGUUUUAAUGGAAAUUCUGAUUAUUGAAUGGAAAAUUAAGAAAAAAAUGGGAAUCCCAACUUCUUCAUGCCUGCAACAUCCAUGGCAUGGAAUUUUUUACCAAAUUUAUUAAUUGGAUGACUAAAAGCCUACCAUACUAGAUAUCAGUGGCUCUGUUACAAAUUACCCCAAAUCUUAAUGUCUUACCACAACAGUAAACGUCUCUCACAGGGUCAGAAAUUCAGGAGCAGCUUGGCUGAGCGCUUCUGGACUGGGUUUUUCUUGACAUUGCAGUCAUCUGAAGGCCUGACUGGGGCUGAAGGAUCUGCUCCCUAGGUGGCUCUCUCACACCAGCUGCUGGCUUAGUGAGAGUGCCAAGGAAAACCAUCCUCGUCCACAGUGGACUUGAUUUAGAUAAGGAAAUCCUGGACUGAGAGUUGGUGCUAUAAAUGCAUGAGACUUUGGGGGCUUCUUGAGAGUAUUUUGUGUGUGGUACGAGUGUAAACAGUUUGUACUCAGAGUGCCAAUGGUGGUGUUUUUAAAAUGUGUUCGCAAAUUCUUUGAAACUCUACCCUUCAAAACUGAAGCCUAAUUCUCCUCCCUUUGAAUGUGGGCUGAACCUAGUCACUUGCCUCUAUGAAUGACCCUUCGGGAUAACUUUCUCCUGUUGCUCACACUGACUUGCUCAUUUACUCUCACUUGCUCAGCUCCCCUGGGCUUCUGUGAAGGCUGCUGACAGGCCAUUUUCUAGAAAUAUCAUUGAAUGGCGAUUCUCUUACGUGUGACAUUAGAUCUUUCUGAGGUCUUAACAGAGGUGUUUUUUUUGUUGUUGUUCAUUUGUUGUUGUUGUUGUGAGUUGUUGUGGUCAUAGUUGACUGAAGUACCCACCUGCUUCCUAUCUGAAAUAAUUAUCAUGUUAAUGUUGAGACCGUGCUUCCUAGCUUCCCAUGGGCUGUCCCCAGCCAGUUUUCUGAGCACAGCAGAAGUAUUAAUGCAGGUCAGUUCUUAAGAGGUCCAGAUUCCUCAAGUGGGAAACUUGAGAUCUACUCCCCAUCAGCCAGGCUUAAACUAUCUCCAAACCGCACUACAUUUUUAUAGUUUUCUACACAAUCUCUCUUCACCCCGCUCCUUCAGUUAUCAGUCUUGCAUCAUGGCCUGAAGGCUUUCACUACCUUCCCUGGUUCUCUUCUUUUUCCUUCAUAGUUAGUUACCCCAGUAUCCUUUAUGCAUUUGAUCCUGUCUUGAUUUUUGCUUUUUGGAGGAUCAACACAUACCCUCAGCUUACCUUUAGACUAUGUUUUCCUAACAGUGCCCUGGGUUUUAUCUUUGUCCAGAGACCAUUUCUGAAAAUAGCAUCACUUGCCUUCUGGAGAGCCUGGGAAUUUCUAAAACCAAGUCCUAAUUCACCUCUGUUUAAAUAUCCUUCCUUAGCUUAUCUCACUACUUGCACUUCAAGCAGAAAGAAGCUAGGUGGUACCUUCAACAUCUGACUUGGAAGUCUUGUUAGUUAAAUUACCCAUUUGUUUAAGUAUUAUUUUCUACUUUUCACAUUGUCACAUGCAAUGAUGUUGCUAAACUUUCUGCUGCUCCAUAACAGGAAUCCUCUUUCUCCCAUUCUAUAGUAACAUUUUUUAGUUUUCUUUAAGCUGUUACUAGUAGUCUCCUCAAAAACCUCCAGGUAUCUGCCAACAGUAUCUUCAAGGCCUUUCCAGUUUCCACACACUUUGUGGUCCUAAGACCCCUCUGACAUUUUUAGCUUUUAUUUCUUUCCUUUUUUUUUCUUUCUGACCGCUAAGGGAAUCGCAACCCUCGGCACAGUGUGGUCUGCACCACGCUCAGCCAGUGAGCACACCGGCCAUCCCUAUAUAGGAUCCGAACCCGUGGCCUCGGCGCUAUGAGUGCCGCACUCUCCCAUUUGAGCCACAGGGCCAGCCCUUAGCUUUUAUUUCAAUAGCAUCCCUUGUCUAGGUACCAAAAUCUGUUAGUUAUCUCAUGCUACAUUCUAAAAUGUCUGGAAAGUUAGUGGCUUACAAUGCCAGUAAAUGUUUUUCUCACAGUUUUUGUGAGUCAGUAAUUUGGGAGCAGCAAAGCUGGACAGUUUUGGAUCCAGGGGUUUCAAGAGGUUACAUUUAUAUAAAGAUUUGACAAACUGGGGAAUAUGCUUUCAAAGAUGGCUUAGUUAUGUAGCUGGUAAGUUUAUAGUGGCAAGUUGUUUCCUCUCCAGUAAGGCAUCUCCAUAUUCUGCUUGAGUGUACUUAUGAUGUGACAGUUGGCUUUUCUCAGAUGUGGUCCUUUUUAUAAUCUCACUUUGGAAGUCAGUUCUGCCAUGUUCUAUCCAUUAACAAUGAGUCACUAAGUCUUGCCCACAUUCAGCAGGAGAGGAAUUGGGCUUCAUCUUUUGAAGAGGAAUGUCAAAACAUUUGCUAACAUUUUUAAGUUACUACACCUUCCAACACCAUGCAAUCAUUGUCAAACUUUCAGAAACUAGUGCUAGUAAACAAACUUCUUGAUGUCAUGUGUGCAGUAAUGCUUCUCACCAUACCACACGCCUUACCUGUGAUUACUGCUAUUCUGCCACCUCCCUCCCUGUGUGUCCUUGGCCAACAUAUUUAUUAUCUGUGGGCAUCAUUUGUAAAAUGCUAAUCAAGAACCUACAUGGUAGUCCUGUUAUGGGGAUUGAUUGAAACAGUGAGUAUGAAAAC
Cynocephalus volans (Philippine flying lemur) is the source of this 5119-nucleotide messenger RNA. RefSeq names its product zinc finger protein 573 (gene ZNF573). Gene Ontology annotation, molecular function: DNA-binding transcription factor activity, RNA polymerase II-specific; RNA polymerase II cis-regulatory region sequence-specific DNA binding. The record is from RefSeq and is a predicted model, not a curated record. Bases 438 to 2294 code for a protein of 618 amino acids. Lineage: Eukaryota; Metazoa; Chordata; Mammalia; Dermoptera; Cynocephalidae. Gene Ontology annotation, biological process: regulation of transcription by RNA polymerase II. The transcript has 6 exons.